Molecule: messenger RNA, 513 nt
Organism: Botrytis fragariae
Lineage: Eukaryota; Fungi; Ascomycota; Leotiomycetes; Helotiales; Sclerotiniaceae
Product: putative antigenic cell wall protein
Exons: 3
Coding region: 1-513 (170 amino acids)
Cellular component (GO): extracellular region
Source: RefSeq, a predicted model, not a curated record
AUGCGUCUCACUAUCCUCCCCGUGUUCUUCCUCGCCUCCAAAGUCCUUUGCGAUGGCCAAGCAAUCGUAGAUGCCAUUUCAGAAAUCUCAAAUACAACCACCUCUCUCAACCAAACCGUUUCUAGUUGGUCCGGCAGCCUUCUAACCUCCUUCCCCAUCGUCACCCUCUCCGCCAAACUCCUCAUCGACAUCAACACCGGCACCUGGGUCGCUUCCUCCUCCGCAAAUCUCACCCUCAUUGAAACCAUCACCAUUGCCACCGCGACGCAAAAUCUCGUCACAGUCGUAGAGGGAACUCUCGAUACGAUCGUAUCUGCCAAACCAAAAUUUGAUAAACUACUUUUCAGUCCGCUUAUCUUGUUAAAUCUGGUGGAGGAGAAGAGUGCGACAGACAGUUUCAGCGCGAAGAUCAUUGAGAAGAUUCCGGCAGCUUUUCAGGAAACGGCGAGAACUAUUGUGGCGCCUGUUGAUACGGCGUUUGAUGCGGCUAUUUCGGAUUAUAAGUUGUUAUGA